Molecule: messenger RNA, 471 nt
Organism: Medioppia subpectinata
Lineage: Eukaryota; Metazoa; Arthropoda; Arachnida; Sarcoptiformes; Oppiidae
Source: the annotation of a GenBank genome assembly
AUGCAAGUGCCGUUCAAACGACUCAAUAGUAUUGUCUUAGAUGUGGACACUUUUGCACUCAAUAUGCAGGCAUUGGAUGUGUUUGCGGACAAAUACGGGCAUCAAAUGAAGACAAUUGUAUUGAAGACUGUUUGGUCACUUCAAGUGUCGGGACUGAGUGUCGCGGGACUGUCGCUGACCAGCCAUUCAUUGGCGCCUUUGAAACGAUUAACUCAUUUAGAUUUAGGGUAUUUGGACAUAAAGUUAGUUAAUAUGAGCGACAAGUCGUUGAUAUCAUUGUCUGGAUUGAGACAAAUCCGUGGCAUUACUCUCACCGGCAAUACUAAAGACUGGAACCGAAACAUUAGUAAAAGAGUUGUCAAAAAUCUGAUCACUAAUUGUCCCAAAAUAUGUUUCAUUAAAUUCUAUAGAAUUUGAAGUUUUAUUGUAAUUAAUAUAUGUUUUAUUUUCACAAAAUUGUUUGAUUAUAAC